AUGGCAACCCCGCAAGUGCUGGUCCCGCAGACCGAAAACAUUGCAGACGUCUACGCAACAGAUGACGCCUCUGCGAAAACAGUCGCACCGGAGAUUCAAGCCCGCUGGAGUAAUCUUCUCUCGCAAUUUGUCAAGCUCUACGGCCACCGCCCCGAUUUCGUGUCGCGAAGCCCCGGACGGGUGAACAUCAUCGGCGAGCACAUCGACUACAACCUCUACGAUGUCCUGCCCACGGCCGUCAGUGUCGACGUCAUCAUCGCCGUCAAGGUCGUGCCCUCUGAAGGUCCGGAGGCAUUUGUCAAGAUCGCCAACGUGAAUUCGGAGAAAUUCCCCUCGCGUCAGUUUACGGUCCCGCAUGAUAAAGACGUCGAGAUUGACCCGGCCAAACACGAGUGGGUCAAUUACUUCAAGGCAGGUCUCGUGGGAGCCCUGAAGUUCCUCCGUCAGAGAAGCGGAAAUGCAAGCUUCACCCCCGCGAGUGUCGAGGUUCUCGUAGAUGGCAAUGUUCCUCCUGGUGGUGGGAUCUCGAGCAGCGCGGCCUUCGUCUGCUCGAGUGCACUGGCCGUGAUGAAGGCCAAUAAGCAUGACGUUUCGAAGCAGGAUCUUCUCGACUUGGCGGUUGUCUCGGAGCGUGCGGUGGGAGUAUAUUCCGGAGGAAUGGACCAGGCAGCCUCCAUCUUCUCCUCCCGUGGAUACCUCUUGUACACUCGGUUUUUCCCGAGCUUCUCUGUCCAGCACGUGCCCGUACCCAAGGCAGAAGAAGAGAUUACCUUCCUCAUGGCCCAGAGUUUUGUAACCUCGGCCAAGGCGGAGACUGCUCCUCGUCGCUACAAUCUCCGGGUCGCCGAGUGCACUCUCGCCGCCGUGGUGCUGGCGAAGCUGCACGGGAUCACCCUGCAGAAGGACAACAGCUCCUUGGGAUACAGCCUGCGCAACUUCCACGAGGAGUUCAUGCGCAAGGAGGGCCGUCUCAGCGACCCUCUGGAGAAGCAGCUCGAUUCCGUCAUCCAGACCGCCACCGAGCUGCUGUCGCAAGAACAGGGAUACACGCGGGAAGAGAUCGCCAAACUGCUCGACAUCACCGUCCCCGAACUCGAAGCUCGGUUCCUCUCCUCGUUCCCGGUCCAGGCUGAGCGGUUCCUGCUCCGUCAGCGGGCGCUGCACUGCUUCAAGGAGGCGCGCCGCGUGCUGGACUUCAAGGCCUGCCUGUCCAAUGCCGAGAGGCUGGACGAGCAGCGGAUCCGCUACCUGGGCCAGCUACUCAACGAGUCGCAGGAGUCAUGUCGCACCGACUACGACUGCAGCUGCCCGGAGGUGGACGAGAUCUGUGCGAUUGCCCGCCGCGCAGGGACCUGGGGCAGCCGACUGACGGGCGCGGGCUGGGGCGGCUGCACGGUGCACAUGCUGCCUCAAUCGAAAGUCGAGGCUGUGACCAAGGCGUUGCGAGACGAGUACUAUCUCAAGAGAUUCCCUGACAUCAGCCAGGAGAAGCUGGCGGAGGCUAUGGUCAUCAGCAAGCCGUCUAACGGAUCCUUCAUAUUGACGAUAUCCAUUAGCAUGGGUAAUGGGAAGAUAUGUCUACCUUACCAAGGUAUUUCUUAA
Messenger RNA from Rasamsonia emersonii CBS 393.64, 1602 nucleotides. RefSeq names its product Galactokinase. The transcript is spliced from 3 exons. Gene Ontology annotation, molecular function: ATP binding; galactokinase activity. Gene Ontology annotation, cellular component: cytosol; cytoplasm. The record is from RefSeq and is a predicted model, not a curated record. Lineage: Eukaryota; Fungi; Ascomycota; Eurotiomycetes; Eurotiales; Trichocomaceae. Bases 1 to 1602 code for a protein of 533 amino acids. Gene Ontology annotation, biological process: carbohydrate phosphorylation; galactose metabolic process.